ACGAGAUUUCAAGCUGGCGUGGCAGACGGUAUGCGGUUUUUGUUGCAUGUUUAUGUACCACCAUCGUCCCACGUUUAUUGAAUGAGGGAGGUAUCUUUUGCGGUUUAUAAUUUCUGGGAAUUACCGGGGUUUGACCCAACAACACACCGCUUGCUUGGGACCGGGAGGAAGGCCGGCUUGACAGGAAUUGUAACAGGUGAGCUGCACUAUGCCUGCUUUUGAAGAAUGAACAAGACUUGCAGACUUUGAGACAUCAAACAGUCAUCAGUUUUUGGAAUCCACUUCAGAUCACCAUGAUGAAGCCCAAACCAAGCUAGCGCAUAUUCAGUCCCUCGUUCUCAAUUAUCCAACAAAUUCUGUGAGAGCUAGCCAAGCACCCCUGCUUCAUGUGUUGCCGGUGUAGGUGCCAUUAACCUUUGACCCCUGGUGUCAGUCUGACCACGCCCCAGCCAUGCCGCCUACCAUUCUGACACCAUCUCCAACAACAGGGGGCUAUGGGGAAUUUGUUCACGUCCAAACAACAGGGGCAACAGGAAUAGAGAAAAGUGAUAAUGCAAAGGAUGAAGUCAUUCCGGAAGUCUUCAAUUUUUGGGAACACGCCAACGCACCCUACCUCAUUGCCAUUAGUUGUGCACUAGCCAUAGUCAUCCUUGCAAUCGUUUUGUUCUGUAUAUGUAGGGCUUGGCGACGUGCCAAACACCUGCGAGAAGAGAAUACGAGAAUAUGCGUACAGUCCACCAUCAAACCGACGAUACGAGAAGGCCAGACUGUCCAACCAGAUGCGGGCUAUUCCUACUCUUCCUGCGCAACAAGUCAACCAAUCAAAAUCAAGUCCACGGGUCUACACGAAAGGAGAAGUUCGGGAGCAUCUUUAACCAUAGAUCUCAACCAGCCUGUAGGAACAGUACGAUGGAUGGCGUCACCUCCAAGAGAAAGCUCUGUUGCUGAGUAUUUAGAAUCGGCAGGAAACAGAAUGACCAGAAAACAGCUUCGGAACUCAGUGAAAAAUAUCAGAGCUUUACAUGAGGAAUUCUGGGACAUUCCAGAUAACCACACGGAUAGCAUUGAGGUCCCGGGCUCAGCUGCCAAGAACCGCUAUCCUAAAAUAUUGCCAAACCCAUCUACCAGAGUAGUACUACCAUCCAUACCAAAUGAUACAAUAUCAGACUACAUUAAUGCUAAUUAUAUUAGGGGAUACGACAGAGAGCCAAUGGCCUUCAUAGCAACGCAAGGACCGAUGGUACACACCUUCACAGACUUCUGGAGGAUGGCAUGGUUUUCAGAGGCACCCAUUAUCGUCAUGGUAACAAAACUUAAAGAGAGAAAUAAGAAUAAAUGUGACAAGUAUUGGCCGCCGCAGCAAGGCAUAUAUGGAGACAUUGAGGUCAACGUUCUAGAGGUCAAUCGGAACGAUGAUUACAUACUUAGGAUAUUAAACUUAAAGUACUUAGAGGAGAGUCGACAGAUGCUUCAUUACUGGUAUACAUCCUGGCCAGACAAUAAAGCACCGGAGAAUCCAUUGACAUUACUGGAGAUGAUCAAAGAGGUUCAGAUAUCCAGAGCUGAUAAUAGCCUUCCUAAAGGCCCUGUAGUCGUCCACUGUAGUGCUGGUCUUGGUAGGACGGGAUGUUACAUAGGCAUCAGUGUCGGCAUGAGACAACUUGAAGAGGAAAAGAUGGUCGAUGUCUUAGGAAUCGUCUGCCAAAUGAGACAAGACAGGGGAGGAAUGAUCCAGACAAACGAACAGUAUGAGUUUGUCCACCAAGCCCUCUGCAUGUACGAGAAAAGACUUCCCGAAAACGGAUCAACCACAGACUGAGGACCUCCGACGCCAGCGCACCUAUCAAUCACCCGUCACCAUAGCAACCUAGACUUGUUUGUUGUGCAUUUGAUACUCCAGUGAUGUAUGACGGUACAUUUCUAAAAGAUUGUUUUACAAAUGUGUACUUGCAUGUGAUGUCAUCACCCAAUGUUGUUGUUUUUUAUGAAAACUGUCCGUGAACAUUUAAAGAACGUUUUCCAUGUUUGAACUUCUCAAGUCAAACGUUACUCAUUAUGUGUCAGUAUACGACAAAAUGCGAGUUGUAAUUGUUACUAUUGUGCAUUAGUGCGCCCUCCUACUACCUGGCUGUUGAGUGGUUUUGAAGGAUAGAUGCACUACAUGCUAGUCUACAAUGUGAUAGACAUGUAGUGUGGUGAAUGCGUAUUAUGAAGAGUAGACAGUCA
This is a messenger RNA of Asterias rubens (European starfish), 2226 nucleotides long. RefSeq names its product tyrosine-protein phosphatase non-receptor type 5-like. The record is from RefSeq and is a predicted model, not a curated record. Lineage: Eukaryota; Metazoa; Echinodermata; Asteroidea; Forcipulatida; Asteriidae. Gene Ontology annotation, biological process: protein dephosphorylation. Bases 452 to 1819 code for a protein of 455 amino acids. The transcript is spliced from 15 exons. Gene Ontology annotation, molecular function: protein tyrosine phosphatase activity.